UGUUUUCGCCCACAACGCGUGCUAAGGUUUUACUUCACGUGACAUAAACGCGUGGGACUUUAGAGUUUACCCGGCCCAGACACGCAAUUAAGCAAUCGCUCGGAUCUCUAAUUUUUUCAGCUGGCACAAGGACCGGAUAUUUGUAAUAUAAGCAGAUGCUGCCGCUGGGGUGGUUCUGCUGAGUUGUACGUGCUUCGAUUUACGUGUCAUAUUGUUUGAACUUGUGGAUUAUUGAAACUGUUUGCUGUUUACCUUGAGUGUGCGAGACAUGGCUACUAGCGAAGAGGAAGUUGCUCGCCUGAGGGCUGAGCUGGCUCACAAGAACGAGCUUAUUGAAGCGUACCAGGGAGGAUACACUGCUUUGAAUCGGCAUUACACGUGUGCGGUCUGCGAUAACCUGAUGUUUGAGCCUUGUGUAAUCUCAUGUGGUCACUCGUUCUGCUACUCGUGUUUGCUUGAGUGGUUUAAGAGACGAAAGUCGUGUCCGACGUGUAGAACGAAGGUUGAAUUGAAGCCCACGAUUUCCAUUCAAAUCAAAGAAAGCGUUUUUCUUUUAACAGAGAAGCGUGAGCUAUUCGACCCUACAGAAGACAAAGAAGAAGUCAUAAAGAGACGGAAGGAGGAGAAUGAUCUAGUGGCCGCGCAUAAGCGCGACCACGGCGAUAUUUUCCCAGAUAUGUUUACGACGCCCGUCACUGAUUUCCUUGUUGACAACGAAGACGGCGUGAGACGGUGUAUCCGCUGUCAUUGGGAGCUUCUCGGAGACUAUUGCAGGCAAUGCGGGAACUGGAUGUCGGGAGACUACGCAGGGUCAGAUUUCGACAGCGAAGAGGAUGACGAGAGUUCCCUCGGCGACGAAGCAGAAGCUCGGCACCACAGACGGGCGGUUUUCGAUAUGCUCGCGCGCGCCGUGACCGCCGAUGACGCGAUAACCAUCGACAGCGACGACGACGACCCGAGUUGGUUUUCGGAAGAAGACGACGGCGGGGAGGUUGAUCGGAUGACGGGCAGAGCUCAUGUUGAUAUCACGCCCGAGCACUUUCUGGCCAUGCAGGAUGGGCAGCGGGUGCAGUUUCUUGAUCUGGAUGAUGAUGAUUCGCAGGAUGGGUUUUCGGAUGAGGAAGACGCGAGACCGUACGGGGCUGGUGUUUAUGGAAGACGUAUUGAUAUAGGUCGUCGCAGAUUACUAGGCGAUGACCCUUCCGAAGACGAAGAAGACGAGGAAGAAGACGAGGAAGAUCUCGCGUUCAUCGACGACCGCGACCCCGAGCAACUAAGCGAAGACGACGACAGCAACCAAGCAACCUUCUUCGACGACGAACCGAGUGACCACGGCGGCAGCCCGAGCUCGGUGUCGUCGGAGGUUGAGGAGGUUGCUGCCGGUGGGAGCUCGGCCGCGGAAUUGGAGCGGAACCGGGCGGUUUUGCCGAGACGACGGCCGGUUGUGAAGCAGUCUGCUGGUCCGGCUAAGAGGACUGAGUUGGUUGAUAUAUUUAGUGAUGAUAGCGAGGGAGAGGAGGAUGGCGAUGGAGAGGAGACUAAUAAUGAUCACAAUAUCGAGGUUCAGAAAGAUGGAGCGGACAAAGUUGAUGUGAGCGGCUCUAGCGAUGACAGUGCUGAUGAAGAUCAGGAUGAGCAAGAGAAGGAUGAAGACGAAGCCAGAUUCAGCUUCCAAGAAAUCCCCGCAGAGAGCUCCUCGGCCGCUCCCAAUCGCAAGAGACCACGAGAAGCCGACGACGGCGACGCUCAUCAAUCACGAUCCGCCCGGCGCGCUCAGCGAAGGAGGCGGCUCGAACAGCACCGUGCGCGGAGAGCAAACAGGAAUAACCGCGCAAACCGAUAACGCAGUAUGAAAGCUUUGCUCGCUCGCAUCCAUGGUUGUACAUAUUCAUUUUGGUGUAGGGAGGGGGAAUGUAGAGUGCAUGCACUCAAAGAUUAUUAGGUAGAUAUUGGGAAUAGCAAAAGAAUACUUCAGAUGAA
Molecule: messenger RNA, 1980 nt
Organism: Myxozyma melibiosi
Lineage: Eukaryota; Fungi; Ascomycota; Lipomycetes; Lipomycetales; Lipomycetaceae
Exons: 6
Coding region: 269-1843 (524 amino acids)
Biological process (GO): double-strand break repair
Cellular component (GO): site of double-strand break; nucleus
Molecular function (GO): ubiquitin-protein transferase activity; nucleosome binding
Source: RefSeq, a predicted model, not a curated record